Messenger RNA from Debaryomyces hansenii CBS767, 996 nucleotides. RefSeq lists its product as uncharacterized. Gene Ontology annotation, molecular function: electron transfer activity; flavin adenine dinucleotide binding. The transcript has a single exon. Lineage: Eukaryota; Fungi; Ascomycota; Pichiomycetes; Serinales; Debaryomycetaceae. Gene Ontology annotation, cellular component: mitochondrion. Bases 1 to 996 code for a protein of 331 amino acids. The record is from RefSeq and is a predicted model, not a curated record.
AUGUUACGCAAUUCAAUUAGUAGAAGAUUCUUUUCAAGCACCAGGGUCUCGUUGGAUACACUUGCUUUCAUUGAGUCUACCGGCUCCAAAAUCUCACCAGCUUCGCUUUCAGCCGUGAGUGCUGCUACGCAAAUAGGCAAGCCAAUCACGGCAUUAUUAGCUGGUACUGACGGUAAUGCUAUUGCGUCGGAUGUGGCUAAGAUUCCUAGUAUUUCGAAGAUCGUGGUAUCAAAAAGUAGUAAGUACGACCAUUAUUUGGCGGAGGAAUUGUCCCCAUUAAUCAAGGAAGUAUUGGAAUCUUCCGAUUACACGCAUUUCAUCAUUCCAGCGUCAGCGGUUGGAAAAUCUGUUUUACCAAGAGUUGGUGCGUUGAUGGAUAUCCAGCCAGUUUCUGAUAUCCUUAAAGUUGAGUCAGAAAAUACAUUUGUUAGACCAAUUUACGCUGGUAAUGCGUUGGCGACCGUUAAGUCCAACGAGAAGAUCGUUCUUGCGUCUGUUAGAGCAUCCGCAUUUCCGCCAGUUGAGUUGAGCGGCGAUGGUUCCACUCCAAUCGAAGAGUAUACCCAAUCCAGCGAAUCCAAUAGUAGAACUGAGUUCGUCAAGGAAGACUUGGUCACUUCCGAAAGGCCAGAAUUGGGCUCUGCUACCAGAGUCGUUUCCGGUGGUCGUGGGUUGAAGAAUAAGGAAACCUUUGAAAAGUUGAUUGAGCCAUUGGCAUCGAAAUUGAAUGCUGCUGUUGGUGCCUCCAGAGUCGCAGUGGAUUCUGGGUUCUGUGACAAUUCAUUACAAGUCGGUCAAACUGGUAAGAUCGUGGCACCAGAAUUAUACAUUGCUGUUGGUAUCUCUGGUGCAAUCCAACAUUUAGCCGGUAUGAAGGACGCUAAGACCAUUGUUGCCAUCAAUAAGGACCCUGAAGCUCCAAUCUUCAAUAUCGCAGAUAUUGGAUUAGUCGCAGAUAUCAAUGAAGCAGUUCCAGAAUUAACUGAAAAAUUAUAG